GCGGCAGAAGCGCGGCGUGUGCGCCGAGCCUCGCACACGGCGACGCCGCGCCGGUCUCGGAGGCGCAGGCCGCAGCGGCGUACGCGGGCGCGCUGGCGCUCGCGGCGCGGAACGUGCUGGCGGCGCAGGAGGCCUCGCCCGCUCUUGCGGCGGCCGCCGCCGCACCAGUGGCAGGUGUGGCGGGCGCCAGCCCGCCGCCCGCCUCGUGCAGCGGCCCGCCGCCCAACGCGGCGGCGGUGGAGCUCUGGAGGCCGAUUGCGCGGGCGCCAGCCUCCGGAGAGUUCGUGCGGUUCCGCACGCGCGGCCGCGGCGGGCUCUCGGACUUCCGUGUGGCUUUCUGCGUGGCCAGAGAAGAAGGAUCCUGCCCAGGGGGGCCUGGUCCUCACGCUGCGCGGCCUCGCUGCCGAGGGCAAGGGCGCCAAGAGCGCAGAGGAGCGGGUGGCCUUCGCGGAGCUCCUGCAGGUCUCCGUGCCGAAGGUCGGGAGGCCCGCGAAAGGCCCGCGCCCCGCCGCUGCAGGAACGGCGCCAGCCCCAACGCUGGCCGCCGGUUCACCUGAGGAGUCUGCGCCGCAGGCAGGGACGCCCCCGAAGGGCCUCCGCGCGGCCGUUGCUGGGGUGGCGCCGGCUGCCAUGCCGGCUGCCGGCUCAGCUGCCCCGCGAGAACCCACUGAUUCGCCGCAGGACGCCGAGUUGAAGAAGCUGACGGGCGGCGGUGCCGGCGCGAGGUGGCGCCCGAAGUGCAGCUCCGUCGGCGCCGAGGCUCUGCUGCUCGAGAAGCGCCUCUCGGCGGCUGCGCUCGGGCACGACAGGGUCGCAGAGGCUGUCCGAGGCCAGUUCGAGUUCUACCUCGGCCCCGACAACUACCCGAAGGAUGGCUUCCUGCAGUCGCAGGCGUAUUCCGGCGGGUGGAUCUCGCUGCGCUUGAUGGCCAAGUUCAACCGGGUGCGGGAGCUCACAGACGACCUCGCGGUCGUGCGCGGGAGCGUCGCUUCAUCCGCCGAAGUCGAGGUCUCGGAGUGUGGAGAGUAUGUGCGGAGGCGGCAUCCAGUGUAGAAAAGACACGGUAAACAGUUGAGCCAACCAAUUUGUUCGGAAAGCGUGCAAUUGGCCGAUUUGGUGCAUCGAGUUCUUGACAGCCCAGAUUGGAAUUCCUCGCUCGUUGAAACCCUAAUACGUCGGAUCGCAAUAAUGCGUGCAUCUCAUGAUGGCGGCAGUCAUGGGUAUUUGUUUCAAGCGAAGUGGACUCGGGGCUGGAAUUACGCGAGCAAGUUGCCUCGCCCCACGUCCCCGGCAUCCGACGUGGUGAGCAAGACGACGUC
Prorocentrum cordatum is the source of this 1319-nucleotide messenger RNA. The record is from the annotation of a GenBank genome assembly. Lineage: Eukaryota; Dinophyceae; Prorocentrales; Prorocentraceae.